CCUGGAGCAGCUGCUGUUUACCAGGAGACAGGAAGUGGUUUUUCCUUCCAUCAUAAGAAAAUCUUUAUUCAUCAGAAGAAACCAUGGAGGUUCCGUCUCUGCUGCGGCUGCUCAUGAUGACCUCAUCAAUGACCUCAUCAAUGACCUCAUCACUGACCUCAUCACUGAGCCACAGAACCAACAAAGUUCCUCUGACUGUGAUUCCCAGCAGAUCUCAGUUCUUUGAAGGAGAAUCAGUGACUCUGAUCUGUGAGGAUGAAAACAGAUCUGAUGGAUGGACUGUGAGGAGAAACACAACCAGAGAGACCAGGACUGAGUGUGAGGACUGGGGGGAACCAGCUGGUUCUUCCUGUGAGGUCAGUCACAUCACACCAUUUGAUACUGGUCUGUACUGGUGUGAGUCCAUGUCUGGAUCCUCCAGCAGCAGCAGCAGCAUCCAGCUCUCUGUCUCUGGUGGAUCAGUGAUCCUGCAGAGUCCUGUCCUCCCUGUGAUGGAGGGAGAUGACGUCACUCUGAGCUGCAGAGCAAAGAAUCCAACCCACAACCUCCCAGCUGCUUUCUAUAAAGAUGGCUCCUUCAUUGGUGAUGGAUCAUCAGGUCACAUGACCCUCCUCCAUGUUUCCAGCUCUGAUGAAGGCCUCUAUAAAUGUAAUGUCAAAGGUCAUGGAGAGUCUCCAUCCAGCAGGAUCUCUGUCAAAGUUUCAGGUUCAGCGCCCCCUGCUGGCCGACUUCCUCUGCUCCUCCUGUCUGUUCUGGUUCCAGCCGGUUCUGUUCUGGUGUUACUGGUUGUACUGGGGAGACGAUGCAUUCAGGGGAAGCUCCAAGCUGCAGAGAAAGAUUUCAUCACCUACAGCGAGGUCCGGAUCGGCACGGAGCCACUGGACCGUCUCAGAACAGGUUCUGGUCCAGACACCGUCUACACCGAGGUGAGGACGACCAGUUCUGGUCGGGUCGGACCCAGAGGAACCAUCAGCUGCUGAUCUGCACCGAAUUGAACCUGGAGACAAUCUUGAAGCUGUUUGACUCAUCUGUGACAGGAAGUGUCAAUGGG
Molecule: messenger RNA, 1051 nt
Organism: Xiphophorus couchianus (Monterrey platyfish)
Lineage: Eukaryota; Metazoa; Chordata; Actinopteri; Cyprinodontiformes; Poeciliidae
Product: high affinity immunoglobulin gamma Fc receptor I-like
Exons: 7
Coding region: 84-980 (298 amino acids)
Biological process (GO): immune response; cell surface receptor signaling pathway
Cellular component (GO): external side of plasma membrane
Molecular function (GO): transmembrane signaling receptor activity
Source: RefSeq, a predicted model, not a curated record